Drosophila subobscura is the source of this 2094-nucleotide messenger RNA. It is a transcript of the gene wus, whose product is annotated as dnaJ homolog subfamily C member 22. The transcript is spliced from 2 exons. Gene Ontology annotation, cellular component: early endosome; plasma membrane. The coding region runs from base 377 to 1639 and encodes 420 amino acids. The record is from RefSeq and is a predicted model, not a curated record. NCBI's taxonomy places the organism in Eukaryota, Metazoa, Arthropoda, Insecta, Diptera, Drosophilidae. Gene Ontology annotation, biological process: endocytosis.
UCGCAGCUUUCAGUUUUCAAUUUAAAAACAGUCAGCAGAACAACAAAUACAAAUAGUUUUGGACUAAGAAGUGCUUUACAUUUUGUGUGUUGCAGUAAAGUUCGAUUCGCAGCGUGGAUAAAGGGCGCAAGGAACUAAUAGAAAUUAAACGGUUCAGUGCGGCUCCGUAACUGUUUCCUCCACCUGUUUGCUGCCUGUUCUUGCUGCGCUGCCUGCGCUGCCUGCGUGCGUAGAAUUUGUGAAAAGAGAAAGUUGGGCGCCGACCGACGACUGCUGCCGCCGCUGGAACAGUCGCAACUCACAACCAGCUGCGCGUGCGCAACGACACACUUCACGGGGGAAAUUGGUGAAUAUUCCUUCCAGUGCAUCUCCGAAAAUGGGAACCAAGCAGACUGUGUCGCCGAAGCAGGUGGCUGGUGGCAAUGCCAAGGCCAGGGCAAAGCCAAAAUCGGACACUCCACCGCCCUCGCCCGCUGAUGAAUCGCCGAUCAAGAGCAAGCCAAAUGGACGCGAGUCGAAGAGCCGCGAAUCGCCAGCGGAGGCCAACACCCUGCCACCCCAGAAGUCGGUGGUCGUCGCGUACGUUCUGUGGCUGUUUGGAGGCAUUUUCGGCCUGCAUCAUCUGUACCUGCACCGCGAUCGCCACGCCUUCAUUUGGGGUUGCACGCUGGGCGGCUACAUGGGCAUUGGCUGGAUAAGUGAGCUCUUCCUGAUACCCGAGUACGUGCGGGAUGCCAACGAGGAUCCGCGAUUCGUGAAGGCGUUCGUGGCCAAGCUGCAGGCCUUUCAGCGCCCGCCGUACUCCUCCAAGCGCUUCGUGGGGCAGGUGAUGAUUGGCCACCUAUUUGGACAGCUCUUCGCCAUGGCCAUACCGCAGACAGUGGUGGCUGGGCUCGACCUGUCCUUCCUGCACUGGGCCAUUCCCCUCUUCGUGUCCCUGGGCAUCUGGCUGGUGGGAAACAUUGGCCGCGAGCAGGGCGUGUGGUGGCACUGCCUGCUGGCCGCCUAUUUGGCCUAUCCAGCGCGGUUCCUCAUCUACGACGAGACCUACUCCCUGCUGCUGACGGGCCUGGUGUCCGCCCUCACGUUUGACGGCAUCUCGAAGCAGUGGCGCAGAACGCCGCCACGUCGUGGACGACCCGUGGAGCGAUCCCUGAAGCUGACGGGAGCCAUUCUGAUCUACUGCACCUUCUGGGGCAGCUUCGUCUACUUCAACGGCACCAUUUCGGACGAGGAUGGUGGCGAGGUGCCCAUACACGAGGCCCUGCACAACUUCCUUGCCUCCGCCUGGUGGACGGAUCUGAAGCAGGCCCUGCACGACACCUACAACUACGCCCAGCAUCACGGCUGGUACGAGACCUGGAAGGAGGUAUUCGAGAGCAUGGACGUGGACGGCGAGCGCAACUCCUACAAAGUGCUGGGCGUCAGUGCCACCGCAUCGCAGGCCGAAAUCACGGCCGCCUAUCGCAAGCUGUCCAAGGAGUACCAUCCAGACAAGGUCAAAGACGAGGCACUGCGCGCCGAGGCCCACCAGCGCUUCAUCGAGGUCCAGCAGGCCUACAGCGUGCUCAGCAAGAUCAAGUCAAACCGCCGGCGUAAGAACAAGCAGUUCCAGGACGACGAUGCAAUUGUUCUCUAGGACAGUCCACAAUUUAAGUUAGUCUAAGUUAGUCCCCUGCCCCCCCGCCCUUAAAUAUAACUUUCCAUCGAAUUGUGUGGAGCGGCAAGCGCUUACGUGGAAACCGAUAAGGCCGCGGUUCUGCCGGCUCAAAGCGUGACACAGCCACAGCUACCCCCCGCCCUCUACACGCGCUCCAAUUGCUAAAUCACGACAACACUGAGAGCUCUUAUUCUCCACAAUUAGUUUUCAUAUUCAUUUAUUUAUUUUAUAUAUUUUACAUAAUAUAAUGAACUACUUAACAAUCUAGGCAAAAAAAAAAGAAAAAAUAUUUCGUGUAAUUUAAUUAAAUUUUUUUUUUCGUUUCAAUUUGUUGUAAACAAUGUUCUUGUGUGUGUGUGUGUAUAUUUUUGUUGCACUAAUAUAUAGUGGGAAACGCGUUUCAAUAAACGGAAAAAUAUAUUUAUGUAUUUAUG